GUUGAUGAGUUGAUUUUGAUAGAUGCAAGUGUCUAUGCUGAAGGUACUGGGGAGUUUGCUAAGUUACCUAAACUGCUGGCAUAUGUUGUGGCAUAUGUUGGGAAUUUCAUCGGAGAUGAAUGGAAUUCGAGCAUGGCGUACAUGAAAGGCAGUUGUGUGGGCGCAUGGUUGCCGACACUAGAAACAAGACUAUUUCUUAGUGCCGACUCCAUCAAACAAACAUUACUAAUCCUGAAGCAAAUUCCUGGAAGAGCCACCGGUCACAGCCAGGACUACGUGAUGCAAUUUGUGGUGCCAUUGAAGCCCGUGAUGGAUUCCCUUCUGGUCCGAACGAUAUUUUCUAGACAGAUGGUUCAUUUAAUGAUGCAGCUACUGAUACGAUCGAAGAAUGAUGGCAUUCUUUGGCCCAUUUCGCAGUAUACACUCUAUUCUGCUUCAAUUGCUCUACCUGGUGGCACUCUUGUAAAAAGUGCCAAAUCAAAGGGUGUUAGUGUUAGGGCCUUGGUGGUUAUAAAUCCUUUGUGGCCAGUUGCCUACGAAAAGCCAAUUAUGGUUGAUAAUAAUGUCUAUAUAUACAGCUGCAUGUUGCCCAAUCUCAGUAGCAACAUAGUCACACACAAAAAUAUAAUUCCUAGCACCCAUACAAUGAUCUUGUCAAUUGCAAUAAAAGAUUUUAUAUCUUUUUGCCUAGUCACUGUACAGAGCUCCGUUGAUUCGGAGUCGCAAAUUCAAAACGAAUUUAAGAAGUGGAUUGUUAAACACGGGCGCGUGUAUAAAGACGAGGAUGAAAAGGCGGUGCGAUUUGCAACAUUCAGAGAUACAUGGUUGCAAAUCGAGGCUUUCAAUGCCGGCCCGGACCGUGGCUACAUACUCGGCGUCAACGGAUUUUCAGACGGGGAGCUUACGCCUUCAGUUUGUUCUAGGAAUAGUGAAAUAAACUCGAUUAAAUAUGUAAGACGGUUUGAUGAUCACUUGACUAUUACUGUUUUGUUUCAUGUCAAUAACAGUAAUAACCACAUGAUCAUCAAACCGUCUUACGUAUUUAUUGGAGCUUAUUUCAAUAUUCCUUGA
Messenger RNA from Striga asiatica, 1071 nucleotides. The record is from the annotation of a GenBank genome assembly. Lineage: Eukaryota; Viridiplantae; Streptophyta; Magnoliopsida; Lamiales; Orobanchaceae.